AGAUAUAGACCAAAUAAUGGGACUAAUGAGUUUUGAGAAGUUACAGGAGAAAUUAGAUUAUAAUCGAUGUCGUUUUAUGUGCUAUCGAUAUUUUAUAUUAAUUCAAUACUUUUUUUAUAAAAUAAUCGGACUGUCGCCUUGGACAUUUGACAUUUCUGAAAUAUUUUUGGGAAAUCAAAAACAUAACAAUAAUCAAAUUAUUAUAUGCAAAAUUUCAUUAUUUGGAUCAUGUUAUAACAUUUUGUUAUUUUUGUUUAUUGGCUUGACAAAUUUAUAUGUUCUUAUCGAUUCAUCAUAUACUCAUGUUCAAUCUGACUCAAUAUUGACAUCAACAGUAAGAGCUAAACUUAAAUUUAUUGCAAUACUUUGUGUAGCAUUUAUACAAAUAAUUUAUAUUAUACGACAGAAAUUAAUAAUCGGUGUUUUUAAUCGCUUAGAAAGUGUGGAGGAAAAAUUGAAAAACUACGCGAGUCCUAAAAUCGAAAAAAAUAAUUGUUAUAGUUAUUUGAUAUUUUUGGUGAAUUUUUUUACUUCGGCGAGUUUAAUGGUAAUGGUAUCAUACUAUUAUCAUCAUCGUUCGUACAUGAUUUUAUUUGUUCGAGUUUCACCUGAUAUUAUCGGAAGUUGGGUAAUAAUCCAAUACACUAUGCUAUUAAAAAUAAUUUAUAAACAAUUCAAAAGCAUUAAUGAAAGUAUUACAAAAUUAGGAAGUAUCAAAAGUAACGCAGAUCAAACUCAAACAUUGACUGAUGUGAAAAAAGUGCCGCUAAUAUUUGAAUUGGAUUUUGUUGAAAUAGAAAACAUUAAAUAUGCUUAUCUAGAAUUGUGUGAAGUAUGUGAAGAUAUUGCCGAUUUUUAUGGUUUACCCGUUUUGAUUUCGAUUAUUCACUAUGUCACAAUAACUAUAAUUCGAUUGUACUUUUUAAUUUUGUCAGCACUUCAAAUUAGACAAGUUGACAACAUAAUAUAUUUAUGCAGUGUAAUAGUUAUAGGAUCGGCAGUUUUUCUAUUUAUGGUGUUAACUUCUAAUGUUUCAAGAACGACAAAACAGAGUAGAAAAAUAGGAAUAACUAUAAACUUACUUAUGGAUCAAUGUAUAAUGGAUCAAAAAAUUGAGAAGCAAUUGGCUAAAUUUUCGAGUGAUAUCUUGCAUUUAAAAGUUGAUUUUACCGCUUGCGGUAUCAUACCAUUAGAUCGCACACUUCUAGCAAUGAUUGUUGGUACUGUGGCAACGUAUCUCGUUAUUGUUGUUCAAUUCAGUUUUAAUAACCGUUUUUGUUUGAAGCAAUAUUCUCAAUUCCGGUUUCGUGAAGUUAACAUUUCUAUCUUUUAUAUUUUUAUAACUAUAAACUAUAUAAUGGAACUUGUAAAUUUCAACAAGUUAAAAGAAAAAUUUAAUUACAAUCGAUAUCGUUCAGUGUGCUAUCGAUAUUUUAUAUUUUUUCAAUAUAUUUUUUUAAAAAUAGUCGGAUUAUCGCCUUGGGCAUUAGAUACUUCUGAAAUUUUAUUAAAAAACCGACGACAUAACAAUGUUCAAAUUAACGAAUGCAAAAUUUCAUAUGUUGGGUCAUGCUAUAAUAUUUUAUUAUUUUCAUUUAUUGGUUUAUCGAAUUUUUAUUUUCAAUUUAAUUCGUCAUUGGCUCAUGUUCAAUCUGACUCAGUAUUGACUCCUGCAAUAAGAGCUAAACUUAAAUUUAUUGCAAUACUGUGUAUUAAAUUUAUACCUCUCAUUUAUGUUUUUCGGCAAAAAAUAUUAAUUAGCGUUAUUAAUCGAUUAAAAUGUAUGGAUGAAAAGUUGAAAAAAUGUGAAAAUUAUAUAAUAGAAAAAAAUAAUUAUCACAUAAAUUUAAUAUUUAUUAUCAAUUUUUUAUCCUCUGCUUGUACGAUAUCGAUUUUACUCUAUCACUCACAAUUUUCAAUCUUAACGUUACUUCUUCGCGUUUCACCGGAUUUUAUUGGUGGUUGGGUAAUAAUACAAUACACAAUAUCAUUGAAGAUAAUUGAUAGACGAUUUAAAAGUAUCAAUUCUACUAUUACAAAAUUAGGGACUUUUAAUAAUGAAAGGAAUGUAGUAAAAACGUUAUCAGAAACACAAAUGUCACUUUCACAUGAAAUUGAAAGUAUAAAGUACGCAUAUAUAGAACUGUGUGAAAUGUGUGAAGAUAUUGCUGAAUUUUAUGGAUUACCAGUUUUGAUUUCUAUCAUUCACUACGUUACAAUAAAUAUAAUUCGAUUGUACUUUAUAAUUUUGUCAGCACUUCAAAUAAAAAAGUAUGAAAAUAUAAUAUAUUUGUGUAAUGGAAUCGCUCUAUCAUCGGCGGUUUUUUUGUUUAUUGUAUUAACUUCUAGUGUCACAGCAACAAUAAAGCAGAGUAAAAAAACAGUAAAAGUUACUAAUUCACUUUUGAAUCAAUGUACAGUGGAUCAGGAAACCGAAAAACAAUUAACUAAAUUGUCGAGUGAUCUUUUGCAUUCAAAAGUUAAAUUUACAGCUUGUGAUAUUAUACCAUUGGACCGUACACUUUUAUCAAUGAUUACUGGUACCAUUGCUACGUAUCUUGUUAUUGUUGUUCAAUUUCGUAUUAAUUCACCUUCUAAUUAAUGUAACAUAUUUCUAAAAGUCUUGCAUUUGUGUGCAAAGGUUAUUGUUAAAAUCUAUAAUUUAUUUGUAUAAUUCUUAUUUAUCUCAAAAGUCAUAUUUAUUAAUUAAUAAUUAAUAUUAUUAAAAAAUAGAAUUGAUGUCUCUAGGAAUUUUGAUAAAAUGCUUUAUAAAACGCAAAAAAAAAAAAUGAUUCUAUCGUCCAAAGAUACUUUAAUUACACUUAGUAUGGUAACAAUAUAUUUUAUAUUAUUCAUACAUCAAAAUAAAGUAGAGGGUCCAAAACCGAUACUUUUAUGCUAUUAGUGCAUAGUGACAGCCCUGGUUACACAAACCGAUUCACUCAAUGAUGAAUGUAUAUCUAUAUAAGAGGAAAAUUGAAUCGUUUUGAAUUGUUUUGAAUCGUUUCUUUCAAUCAGAGAGACAAAUUAAUUAUAUUAUUGAUUAAGAUUAUUAAUUAAUAGACAGUAUUAUAUUUUUUUCAUUGUAAAAUGAUGUUAUUUCAUCAAUGUAUAUGAUUAGUAAAAACUAUUUAAAUUGAGUGCAUAUUGAUAUGAAAAUAUAUGUAUGAAUAUACCAUAGAACAAUAACAUAUUGGUUUAUGUUUAAGGUGAACAAAACACGAACAUCAACCACGUGAUAUUAUUGAAACUAGAUUUUUUUAAAUCGAUGACAUUUCAACAGCUUUUAUUCGCACACGUAAAAAUCAUAUCUGCUUGAAACUAGAUAUAUGAGGUAUAUAUGUAAUAGUUUUGAACGGAUAUAGAUUUUUUUCGCACAGGAUUAUAAUAUAUAUAUAUAUAUAUAUAUAUAUAUAUAUAUAAGUCUUCAUUAAAAUAACUACAAUUUUUAUCCAUAUUCUCAUUAAAUAUAUCGCUAAGUAAUAUUUUUUCAACUUUGACAGUAAAUUUUAUGAGGCUCAUAUUAUUCCAUUGAUAGAUCAUUUUCAAAAGUAUUACUGGAUUUCAGGCUCAAAAAUAGCAAAACUGUUGAAAAAUAAAAAUUUUAGUUGAUUGAAAAAUUUUAAGUGCAAUAAUAGCAUUUAUUUGACAUGAAUAAUUUUUUAUCGUCUUGCGUUUAAUGAUUUUAGAAAUAUAUUAAUUGAUUUUAGCAUUUAAAAUUCAGCUGCUGGUAGUUAGCAGCUCAAUUGAUAAUUCUACUAAAUAAUAUCGCUGAAUUAUUUAACAGUAUUAAUUUUACUCUUUUAAUGUUGA
This is a messenger RNA of Microplitis mediator, 3813 nucleotides long. RefSeq lists its product as uncharacterized. The transcript is spliced from 10 exons. The coding region runs from base 17 to 2602 and encodes 861 amino acids. Gene Ontology annotation, cellular component: dendrite; membrane; axon. The record is from RefSeq and is a predicted model, not a curated record. Gene Ontology annotation, biological process: sensory perception of taste. NCBI's taxonomy places the organism in Eukaryota, Metazoa, Arthropoda, Insecta, Hymenoptera, Braconidae.